Melanaphis sacchari is the source of this 471-nucleotide messenger RNA. RefSeq lists its product as uncharacterized. Lineage: Eukaryota; Metazoa; Arthropoda; Insecta; Hemiptera; Aphididae. The record is from RefSeq and is a predicted model, not a curated record. The coding region runs from base 1 to 471 and encodes 156 amino acids. The transcript has 3 exons.
AUGUUUAAAAUCAUAGAUAAACUAAUUUUUUUUUUUAAAUGUUUAUAUAGUUUGUUUAUAGUUAUUUUCUUUAAAGGUUUAAUAGGUAAAGAAUUGAUUUAUUAUCGACCUGAACAAUCAAAUAAUAAAAAUGUUUGUACGUUAAACGACGAGUUUGAGCUUAUUAAUCAGGCUGAUAAGUCAAUAAUGAUAGUAUCUGUCAAAAAUAAAAGUAAGGAUACAACCGAAAGUCUAAGCAAAAGUGAAUUUGGAGCACGAAAAAAUGAAGAGCAAUCGAUAAUAGAAACCAAUAAAUAUUCAAACGACGAAGUAAUCGUCAAAGUAGAAAAUACGGAUACUAUUCUUGAAAAAAGUGUUUUUGAUUUGGAAUUGAAGGAAUGGAACAUUUUGUAUAAUGAAAUGAUGAAAUAUAUUAUUGACAAACCGGAGAACGCUGAUGAUAUUGCAACACUUAAUCAAGAUAUAACAUAA